This is a messenger RNA of Pipistrellus nathusii (Nathusius's pipistrelle), 315 nucleotides long. The record is from the annotation of a GenBank genome assembly. Lineage: Eukaryota; Metazoa; Chordata; Mammalia; Chiroptera; Vespertilionidae.
AUGUGUUUUCAUUUCCUUCCAGGAAUCCCUACGACACUAACCCCAGAGGGCCUUGACCUCACCUUUGCCACCAAUUAUGUUGGGCCCUUUCUGCUCACAAAUCUAUUGCAAGGAGCGCUACAACAGGCAGGGUCAGCCCGGGUGAUAAAUAUUUCUUCUGCUUGGCAAACACAUGGGUACUUUGAUGAGGAACAUCUGACAGGGGCUGGUGGACCUUUGACCUUCAACCAAAACUAUUACUGCAGCAAACUGCUUUUGACCUCAAUCACUGGGGAAUUUGCCCGGAGACUUCAAGGGACAGGUAACUGCCUCUGA